AUGGCGAAGGAUGUCAGGAACCCUGAGUUCUGGAACAAGUUCAUGCAGCGGCCGGAGGUGCAGGCCGCCAUGCGGUCCAAGCUGAAGUACGAAAGCGCUGCAGAGGCCGCUCAGCGAACGAAGCUGGACAAGCUUGAGCGAAAGCAGCGCAGGUACGAGAUCAUGAACGAAUUGAUGAAGUGUGCAACCAAUGUCAAGCACCUGAUCUCGCCGAUGUUCCGGUAUAAGAUCACACAGCAGUACCUAUGGAAGGUGCUUUGCGAAGCUCGCAAGGAAGGCUUGCUCUUCUGCGACAAGCUUCGGCAGCCGCAAGUCUACCAUAGGCUUCAAGCCAUCAAGGCCGAGAUCACUGCCGGUCCUUACGGCGUUGCCGGCUGGCAGGCGGAAGAAGAGGUGGAAGAGGACCUGAUGGACAAGAUGGUCGUCGAAGCUGACUGUAUUCCAGGUGGCAUUGACGGUGAGGCGCCAGACAGGAAGCAGGUUUUGGACAGACGCGAGAUUCAGGGAGUCCUUGACUUCGGGCAGCGGAUCAAGUCAGAAGGGAAUGAGGCCUUCAUGAACGAGAACUGGGAAGGGGCUCUGACACGGUACUGCCAGGGAGAUGAGAUGCUGAAGAACUUCGCUGCUGAGCCACACCUCGACAAGGAAAACAAGGAGCUGAAGACCAUGCACCGCCAGUGCUUGAACAACAAGGCCAAUGCAGCCCUGAUGGUAGAUCAGUGGCAGACGGCUUUGCGGGCGGCAGAUUCUGCCCUCAAGCUGAAGAUGGAUGACGAGAAGGCAUUGUUUCGAAAAGCGCAAGCUCUCGAGGGUCUUGGUCGAACAGAGGAGGCACUGGAGGUGCUGAACGAAGUGGAAGAGAUUGCUGGUGACAUGGACGAGGAGUUCAAGGAACAGAUCCUCGAUGAUGUGCGCGAGCGAAAGGAGGAACUCAAGGCAAUCGAGCGAAAAGCAGCGAAGGACUUCAACAGCAUGUUCAAGGCCAUGGGUGACAAGCAGGUAUUUGGCAGUGGACGCUUCCUCGCGGAUGGCACCUCUCCGCCACCAGCUCUCACAGGCGCAGAAGAACGGAAAUUGAAGCGCAUCAAGGCCACUCAGACGUCUGUGCAGGAGCAAGAAGAGUACAGGACCGCGAAGGCCAAAUACGAGCUGGAGCAGAGGAGGGCGGGGAUGGCUGGGCUACUGCUCUCGGCAGGGCUUUUCGUGCCUCGCAAGUCCAAGUCGGGGACCCUUGCCGUACCGCGCGUCCACUGUCGUCGGCGUGUCUUUUCAGGCGGAGCAGGGUUGCGGCAAAGGCUGGCUCGAGGAAACGGCUUGCCCGAGCUCCAGCUUUACAGUGUUCACGAUGAUCCUGAGCUAGCAGCUGACAUUUUCCGCGAUGUGGGCUUCGUGCUGAUACCUGGUGCGGUGAGCGACCAGCACUGCUCUGAGCUGCUGGCGGGAUGUCAAUCGGAGGAAGCUGAGAUUCUGCACAGAGACCCUGCCGGUGUUGGUAAUCGUGGGCACGGUCGAUACUCCCUGGGUGAGGCUCAGAGCACUGGCCAUCUCCUGCAUCGUGCGGAGUGGGCGUCCUUGGUGGACCUUGAGAAGGUCACUCCAGUCUUGCAGAGGAUCUUUGGCAAGUCCGGCUACGUCUGUGCAGGUGCCGGUGGGGAUUUCGUGCUUCCGAACACAUACGAGUACCAACCGCUGCAUGUGGAUCUGGACUUUCCGGGUUGUCAGAAGCAGUCAGCUUCGCCGGUGGUAACCUUGAACGUACCAUUGCUGCCGCUGACCUGGGAGAACGGUCCAACGCGCUUCAUCCCUGGCACGCACCUCCCUGCUUCCUGGCAACCGCCUCCGCCAGCCUUGGAGCCGGAGGCCUGGAAACUCUUCACCUUCUGUCCCAUCGCCGCAGGCACCGCCAUCCUGCGUGACAACCGGGCCUGGCACGGAGGAACUCCCAACCUGUCUCAGACAAGCCGGUUCCUGCCAAACGUCGAGUUUGCGGCUACUUGGUGGUGCGUCGGAUCGACCGACGAGCUGUGGCGGAAUCCUUGGAAGCUUGCUCCACGCUGCAUGCCCAGAGGCAUCUAUGAGAGGCUGUCGCCCUUCGCCAAGCAUGUUUGCAGGCUGGUGGUCACGGACGACCCCUCGCUGACGUACGGUGUGCGUGAAGGCAAGCCCAUCAUCGACCAGCCGAAGGAGCCCGAGAUGCCCACCCCCAACAGGCCACCUUUUGGAUACCGGUCAGCGGAUCGGACAAGGACCCUCACCAAGGCGCAAGCGGAGCAGCUUCUGGAGGACUCUGUGCUCCAGCAGUCUGGACUGUCCACAGAAUCGUGGAGUGCAGGUGUGUGCUUGGAAGUUCUGGUGUGCACAUGA
Messenger RNA from Symbiodinium sp. CCMP2456, 2364 nucleotides. Lineage: Eukaryota; Dinophyceae; Suessiales; Symbiodiniaceae. The record is from the annotation of a GenBank genome assembly.